UCUCUCUCUGGAGUUUGUUGGUUGGUUUCAGCAGGAUCUCAGCAUCGAGCCGGCUCGCCUGACAGAGGACAGAGGCAGUCCUCCUCCUCUCUCAAUUCCUCCCUCGUAUGUCUUGGUGUUUCUGUCUGUCGUCUCCGCAUGUAUAUGUGAAUACAAAUGUCGGUAAUGGAGACCGCUGAGGACCGGAGCUCGUGCUGUCUUUCCCGCCGGAGACACACAAACUCACCGGACGAACACGCCGACUGAUAAGCAGUCUUCAAAGGGAAACGCCGCCGCCGCUGCUGUUUACCACAGCGACGGUCGAUGCUGUUUUCUUCCUGUUUUUUUUUUUAACGACACGUCUUCGAAAUCAGAUGCGCUGCUUGAGAAGUUACGGACAAAACACGGAUACAACCUCCAAGUCAUCUUUCACUUAAAAGGAUUUCUCCCUCUUGGAGCCGGCUGUUUUCUGACCUUAAGAAGAAAACUCCUCAGCCGUCCAAUAAGGUAACAUCCACCUACUCAGAUCCAGGAUUCUGCGAAAUGAGCUGCCAAUGAAUCAUCUCAGAGGUCAUCAGUUGUCUCUUGGCCUGGAGGUCUUCUAGAGGGUUUGACCUCCUUGCCACCAUGAAAGGGUUGGGGACCAACCGUAACAGACACCUGUCUGACUCCUGUGAACCUUCAGCAGGCCAUCCAGAAGCCCUGUACAAUCAGAGGACCAGCACCCUGCCGCGUAGUCCCUACCUGCUGAGCCCCACAAUGGACCACUAUGGCACAAUGGACCCUCAUCUCUAUCAAUCAACAAAUCCAGGCUCCCUUCCACCAGAGUGCAUGCUGCCCCUCAACAACCAGCUGUCCAACAGCAGCACCUUUCCCCGGAUUCACUACAACUCCUAUGACCAGUCUGACUUCUCCCCACCUGGAGACAGCAUUGGGGGGAUAAGUACUGGCACCAUGGGCACCUCCAUGUCCAUGGGCAUGGGAACAGGCAUGGGAAUGGCAGGUCUGAGUGCACGAACACCUAUGAUUACAAGCGGCUCAGCAACUAUAUCACACCAUAUGACCAAGAACCAGGCACCUACCAGUCUGCUGGAGUUUGAUAAGCAGCUACCUGGAGGCCGUGAUGGCUUCAGCACUUUACAGUUUCAUAGAACAUCUGCUGUUGCAGCUGCCAAGCAGCGCACGGACAGUCCAGGUCGUAUUCGUUACAUGCUGCACUCUGUGCAGAAGCUCUUUGCAAAGUCCCAGUCUCUGGAGAGCCACAAUAUGAAAGGAAAUGUCAAUGGGCGUUCCACUGGCAGUGGUGGAGGCUCGUCCGGCACAGAUGAUGGAGGGAAGCAGAAUCGCAGAUCCAAAAGCAAAGAUCGGGGUACAAAAUCAGAGGGGACUACCAAGCGACGACCACGCUCCAACAUGUCAGGUUAUUGGAGCUCAGACGAUUUGGACAGCAGUGAUUUAAGUAGCUACCAUAACACCAUGGCCAUGAUGACUCUGGGACGUCACACUGGCCAGGACAGCCAAGGAGGACAAAGCAGAUACAUCCACAGUGGCUACAACACUAUUAGCACCUCCAAAAGCAGCAAUGACAUGAAGUAUCCAGCACUUCCUAUGCCAGGGGGUGGGGGAGGUGGUGGACUAGGUGAAUCAGGGAGAUUGGUGAUAAAUGAUAAUGACUAUAUGAAAGGAGGGUCCUGGUCUACACUGACCAUGGGGCAGCCAAGACACGUGAUCCAGAAGGGCUCAGCUACUCUGGACAGGUCAAUGCUUAAGUCCAAAUCCUGCCAACAGGAACUAACCUGCAACUAUCUGCAGGUUGGACGUAGGGGUGAUUGGAGUAGCACUUUAGGACGAACUGGUGGUGCCAAUGAAAUACCGUGCCGGCGGAUGCGCAGUGGUAGCUAUGUGAAGGCCAUGGGAGACAUGGAAGACAGUGAUGACUCAGAGGGAAGCCCCAAACCCUCGCCAAAAACCGCCGCUCGUCGCCAGAGCUACCUCAGGGCUACGCAGCACUCUCUGAGCGACCAGCUACCCCCACGCAACAGAACCCUGGAUUACUCCUUUUUGCAGGGGGAGCUGGAUGCCCUGUGGUCUCCUCUCCACAGUGUGUCCUCUCUACACCAACUGGGCAGGUCAAUGAGCAGCUGUCUUCCAUCUCUCCGAGAGCUCUCCAACAAUCGCAGCCUGGACAACCUAGACUGCAUCGGGGGUUCAGGCUCGUCUUUGCCACCCUGGGAUGAUGACGACUUCAGUCAGGCUUGCAGCACCCUGGGCAGACGAAGCUACACGGGACAGCUAAGGGACCUAGAUAUGAGUCACUAUGAGGACCGCAGCUCAGAGUCCACGUUCAGAGAUUCCCGUUCCCACUCUCAGGACAACCCAGAGCCUCCAGACUUGCCCAUGCCAACAUGCUUCCGAUCCCGCAGCCACAGCUACCUGAGAGCCAUCCAGGCUGGAUGUUCCCAAGAUGACGACACAGCAUCCAUGGACUCGGGCUGCUCACCACCUCCAACUGACCCCACUGUUCGCACCUAUAGCACCAGCACUGACAUCCUUUCUACACAUUUGAAGACAUGGAAAGAACAGUUUGCCUCUUACCUGAUAGCCACUGGCUUGGACAAAGCCCCAAAGGAGAAACAGCUUGCUAUUUUUCUUCAGCGUUUGGGGAAAGACAGACCACGCAUCCUACCCGCACACACAGUCUCUACGUGCAUAACCACCUGUAAGAAGUCUGCUCCUCCACCAGUGCCCCCCCGCACAACCUCCAAGCCCUACAUUUCAGUGACCGUGCAGAGCAGCACAGAGUCGGCCCAGGACAACUACCUGGACCAGCAGGACAGGAGGUCGGAGGUCAACAGCCAGUCGAGCCACGCCCACAGCAACUCUUCUGACAGCCUUGACAGCAACCGUGCCAACAGCUUGGCCCGUGGUAUCCCCCGCCCUCCACACAUAAUUCCUACUCCCAUCGCGAUACCAAGAGAGCCAAUCGCGCCCACCACCUCCAACGCUUCCACUGAGACCAGCGACGCCGUCAUCCAGCAUGAAUGCCUGAAAUCAAAUAAAGGGAAUUUAGUAGCAGAGGAGCCUCUCGUGGCGCCAGUACCCAGGCGGAAACUGUCCUCCAUUGGCAUACAGGUUGACUGUAUUCAGGAAGUUCCACGAGAGGAAACCCCGCCUUUGGCCAAAUUUCAGUCCAUCGGAGUACAGGUGGAGGACGGGUGGCAGAACAGUCGCUCCAGUAGCAUGGCCUCAAAACAAGAAACAGACUCAGACACACCAGACAUCUCCAUCAUCACCCAUAUCAUCAACGCUAAACACCCUGAGAAGAAAAUCAUGGUCAACAGUGGCAGCCAAUCCAUGAGCUCCCCUCCCGGACAGGACUCUUUAGACAAUGGUGACACUGCUGGUGGCGCCACCUCACCUCCACCGCCAAGACAGAUCCUAAACCGCUCCACCACACGGAGUAGCUCUUCCUCCUUCUCAGAAAGUCUGGACCCCGCGCUCGACCCCUCGUCUCUGCCGCCUCCAGACCCCUGGCUGGAGAGCGGGAACGGCAGCAACAGCAGUGUUCCCCAGAGCGGAGGAGGGGGGACCCUGUGUCGGAGGGACGGACACUGGUUCCUUAAGCUGCUGCAGGCCGAGGCUGGACGAAUGGAGGGCUGGUGCCAGCAGAUGGAACAGGAGACCAAAGACAACCAGAUCUCAGAGGAGGUGCUGGGGAAGGUUCGCAGUGCAGUAGGAAGUGCUCAGCUCCUCAUAUCCAAGAAGUUCAAGCAAUUCCGAGGACUGUGUGAUCAAAACUUGAAUGUGAAUGCCAACCCGCGGCCCACUGACCAGGACCUGGCUGGUUUCUGGGACCUGCUGCAGCUCUCCAUCGAGGACAUCAGCCUCAAGUUCGACGAGCUCUACCACCUCAAGUCUAAUGACUGGCAGCCCGUACAGUGUGCGGCUGUCCAGUCGCCCGCUGAGCGGAAGGACGAAGAGAAUGCGGACCCUCCGGCGACAAAGAAGCCCGGUAAGGGACGCCCAUUGCUGAGCCGUGAGAAGAGCGCCGACUCCUCUUCCACCUCUUCUUCGGCCUCAGCAGAGAAGCAGAGACAAGAGGCUCGCAAGCGUCUGCUGGCUGCUAAAAAGGCGGCCUCGUUUCGCCAGAACUCUGCCACAGAGAGUGCAGACAGCAUCGAAAUCUACGUCCCUGAGGCCCAGACCCGCCUCUGAGAGAGACAGUGGGGGGUAGAGGGGGGGGAGAGGUGUUUAGGAUCAGAAGACAGAUAAGUGAAGUGAAGUACAAAGUGAGGAUGAAUCCUUGAAAUACUUGGAGCAAAGAGAGGAAAACUUUUGCAUUGCAAAUGAGGUACUGUGAGUUGAGAUAAAUGGAGGUGGGGGAAGGAGAGAUCAAACUCCUACAGAUAUGGGGGGUGGGGGGGGGAUUGAUUUGGGCAUUUUUGUCACACUCAUACAGUGAUAGGCUGGUCCUGAUGGAAUCAAAACUUUUAUUAGACAAAACAGGAAACAAAACAAGAACUUUCUUGGACUGGAUCAUCAUGAAGCAAGAGACUCCUGGUUUCGAGGCCGCCAUUGAAAACCUCAGCUGAUGAACUUUGUCAUUUCUUGUUCCUACUCUUGAUAUCAUACACUUGUUAAUGACGAUAUUAUUACUAUGACGGUUAUAUCCAAAAGAAUCUAUAUGAAGACUGUUUUAAAUGCUCCUCUACUUGGCUAUAAGAUGUAUUAAGUAGACAGACAGCAAAUACUAAUGCUCUUCUGUCUCCCAUUGUCCUCCUCUCUAUCCAGAUCAUUGGCCAUCUUGUAGCUUUGCACAACACCCCCUUGUGGCCAUUGAACACACUGCACACACAACAUCCACAGCCCUCACACUGCACACACACGACAAACCCAAACCUCUGUACGUCUUCCUUUCAUUAGUUUGUUAACCUUCUGUUUUGUAUCAAGAAAAUCAAUCUAGAUCUGCUUACUAUGAAUAUUUUUGGUAUGAUGAAAUUGAAAGUCAGCUUUGAAGGGGUAUUUAUAUAUAUAUAUAUUAGCAAUUAACUCUUACAUGUGUGUCCAUCUGACUUUUGUUGUGUCAAAGAUUUGAAGGAGUGGUGACAGGAAGUGGGUAAAUGGUUUUGAAAGAGGGCACAGUCCAAUAGAAAAGAUCACCUAGCAUGUGAAUAUAAAAGUGGCCACAAUAUUCCUGAACGUUUUGUUUUCUUUGAAGUGGAGACUCCUUCCACUCCUAUUAAGUCUCCUUUGCUCUCUCUGUCCCAUUAUUUAGUUUUCUCUGUUUGUGCUGUAACUGCUGAUCUGUGAUUAUUUCAAUCAGGAUUUUGUUUUGUUUUUCGUCACUUUAAUGCUUCUUUAAGUGCUUUUAUUAACCUCACAAACUAUUCCAUUUAUACAGAACAUCUCCAAUUAAUCUAGGGCUUUUAUUAAGGCAAUGCAUCAGGCUACGUAUGCAGGAUAAUAGUUUGUUAAUGUACCAUACACACAUAUGAACGUGUCAUUUUUAUACUGUCUCGAUAAAUCCAACAAAAUCUACGGUUUUUUUGUUACCAUUCUUGUUUCCCCUUAUUGAACAUCAUCCAGAGUACCUGCACUUUUUUAUUCAAAGGAAAACAAAUUCUAAUUAAAAGCAUUACGUACAUUA
This is a messenger RNA of Labrus mixtus (cuckoo wrasse), 5626 nucleotides long. RefSeq names its product discs, large (Drosophila) homolog-associated protein 4b (gene dlgap4b). Gene Ontology annotation, cellular component: postsynaptic specialization; glutamatergic synapse. Gene Ontology annotation, biological process: signaling. The record is from RefSeq and is a predicted model, not a curated record. The transcript has 15 exons. The coding region runs from base 607 to 4194 and encodes 1195 amino acids. Gene Ontology annotation, molecular function: molecular adaptor activity. NCBI's taxonomy places the organism in Eukaryota, Metazoa, Chordata, Actinopteri, Labriformes, Labridae.